GUCAGGUUCGACUCGGUUUGUGCUGUCCGACGGGUCUCGAUCGACAGUCGUCCACACGAAGUCGAUACAUUCAGGUGUGAAAUAGUAUUAAAUCGGUGAACAAUAUGGUAACAACAAUAUCACCGGAAAAAUGAGGUUUUAAGGAGAAUAAUAAUAAUAUUAUGGAUCCCCCGAGGAACGAACCAUUCGACUACAAUUAGAACAAACGCUCAAUAAAUGGGAAAUACAAAUCCCCUUGUGUGAGUAAUUCCGGAAAAAUCCAGGAAUUAAAAUGUUGAGUAACUGGAUCAUCGGAGUGUUCCUGAUUGUGACGGUGGGGGGUACCCUGGACCCGGCUGGUACAAAGUGCGGGCAGAAGAGGUGCACAACCACUGAAUACUGCAGUCCUUAUGACACCCAGUGUCGACCCUGCACAGCAGCUUGUGACACCUCGAGUCACAAUUAUCAGCCGGAGAUCUGCGUCAAAGACUGUCAGGAGUUCCUCCACGAUCAGAGAUACGUUCUUCGUCGAGAGUUGGGAGGGGACAGCGUCUCCAGAGGUUCUGGACAAACAACAGAGAUCCGAAUUGCGCUAGUUCUCUCUAUAAUUUCAUUGGUCGGUGUGAUAUGUCUCUAUCUGUGGACAUUUGUGAGAGGGAAGAGAGUGAAGGGCGCGUGGAAAAAAAUUUGUGGAACGAAGUGGACAAAGAAAAAAAUAAACAACAAUAAAAUACGAGAUGAUGUCGAGGCAGGUCCUACUAAACAACAAAAUGUCCUGAAGUUGACAAUGCCAACGAUAAGCAGAUCAGUGGCAGCUGCUAGUCAAGGAAAUGGUACCAAUGUCAGUACCUCCAGUACUCCCAAUACCACGAGUACUCCAUUGUCCAGGCGACAUCCCAGUGAAGACACCACGCUGGACUACGCCUACGAUAAUCCAGCUAUGACACCAAGUCCUGAGACAGCACCAGCUAAAGUCAAGAAGGAAAGUUCGUUCUAAUAAUAAUUAUAAACAAAUAUUCACCAGACUGGAGAGUCUUCUCGAGAUUUUGGAUUUUUUAAAGUUGUCCUUGAGGAAGACAUUCCCCUGUUUUUAUGAAUUUACUGCAUUUUAAAUUUUGAGAUUUUGAAGUUUGUCGCUAUUUUAAUCGACUUUUGAACGUUUGGAAAUGUUCUUCAGCUCUGGAACUUGAAAGAUUUUUUAUAUUUAUGGAAAAUCGGUCAAUUGAUCGAGGGAUUUUCAGGGGGAGUUGUAACAUCGUCUUUUUUGGAAAUUUUUGGGAUUAAACACUUCAUCUGGGGGUUAAUUAAUCGUUUUUACUAAUAGCACGACUGUUCUCCACAUUCGUGAACCGUGCGGCUGUGCGACUUAAUCAAUAUUAAAUAAAUUAGUAGCCCUUAGAACAUUAUUAAUUAAUUUGUAAAUGCAGAAAAAGGUGGUUCACACGGAGAGAAAAGUUAAGUAAAAAUUGUCGUGAAAGUUGGGAUAGAUUUCCGUUUUUUCAAUGUUUUUAGUGAAUAUUUUAUGGCUUAAGGUGAUUGUCAUGUAAAAUAUUUACUCAACAGUUAUUGUUUAAACUUUUAUGAGGAAUAGUUUAAAAAAAAAACUAGAAAAUGAUGACUUUCGGUUCGAGAUCGUCUGCUUCGAGGUAGAAAUAGAAAUUUUUGAAAUUUGGGUGACGUUUCACGGGUUUAAAGGGAUAUAAAUUAUUCAAAAAUCAACGACCCAAUGAUUUUUUUUAAUAACAAUCGAUGGAUUAAUUAGGAGUGGCUCAACAAAUGAUGAGUUAGGUUGACUAUAAAUUAUUAGAGUGACUGACAAUGAUUAUGUGUUGAUGACCAAAAUUUGAUUAACAAUGUGAUAAUCAUGUGACUCCAAUGAUUAAUCUAAUUUUCUUACGAUUAUCAGUAAUUACCACAGUCGUACGAAUCGUAAUUAGUUGAUCGUAGCUAGUGUUCAUGUUUUUUGGGAUAAUUUAUGUGGAUUGAAGGGUAAAUUUGAUAGUUUCUGUAGAAAUUACCCUCACAUUUGGUGAAUUUUCCGGAUUUGACGGAGUAAAAUUACCUAAUUAUCUCGUAAUUUUUCAUUGGAUAAAUUUCUCUUCAAUCGAAAAUUACUCCGAGAUGAUUUGUCUCGUCCGGUUAUUUUUCUUUAAUUUUUGUCUCCGUGUACCGCACCCCUAUAAUUACGCAGAGGGGAGGACGGGGCAAAAUAGACACUUUCAUAACAACAUAAAUCACUUUAUCAACAAAAAUAUAUAUACACGAAUUUUGUAAAUUAUUUUCUAGGAUUAUUUAUCCAUUUUAAUGAAUAAUGCAAAUCAUUAAUUAUUUUAUUGUUUCUUAAUUUUAAUUAAAACGAGAAAAAUCGUACUAAUCAAAAUAUCAACAUUUCUGAUACUACAAAAUAGUACAAAUUUAGUAUUAAAAAUUAUUUUAUUCAAUAAACAAUUCGAUCCAUUCAACAUCGAAAUGGCAGAACGAGAUAAGUCAUUUUUGACUUUACCUCAAAAUAUCUCGAGAUCCAUUGAAGAUACGAAAAUUUUCAUUAUGACCUUUUUUGUAGAGCGAAGUCAGCACUACAACAAAUGUCAUUACAAAAAUUUCGCUAUCUCUCUUAGAUUCCGAGAUAUCGCUCAAAAAUUCGGCUCAGAAAUAAUUCAACUAAUCACGUUUUACCACUUCGCUGUUGAAUAACAAAAUUGAAAAAAAUUUAUAAAAUGUCCAAAGCGUCCGUAUCACCCCAUUCUCCCCUAGUUCUACAUUUAUCGACUUAGUUUACACAACAUUCGAUACUGAGCCCUGGAUUUCCAGUGGCAAGUUUUAUUUCUUAAGUGUACGCGAAAUCCUUAUCAGCCAUUCCGUCCAUGAAAGGCCUUGAGUGCAAAUGCAGUGCAAUAAACGCAGGCUUUGCAUAGGUCGGUCACGUUUCACGAGGAAACGCGGUAAGAAAGCACAAAUGAUUGUAGCAUAAAAAAAAUUCAGAAAAAGGAACGAUAGAAUGGAAAUCGAAAAAAAAAUCGAGUUAGAGAUUUUGAUACGACGAGUGAUGAGAAAAAAAAUUAAACUGACAGUUGUCACUGUAAAUUGGGGUCAGAUACUGAGUCAGGAUCAGAAAUUAAUUCGAUUGUAGUCAGGAUUCAGCUGAUCAGGUUUUUCCUGAUGAGAAAUUGAUCAGGCCCUCAUCAGAUUAUAACAAUAAUUCUGUAUUCUAGAGUCGGAUAGACAAUUUUUCAGUGAAAAAGCGAUCGAUUUUUUUGUUUUGUUCAGUAAAAAAUUUGUCGACAAUUCAUUUCGCAAAAAGAUCGGUUGUAUAAAACGUUCUCAUUGGAAAAGUCUCAUAUUUUUAUUUUAAAAAAGCAAAAAAAUGGGUUUGAAUUAGAGGGAAAAGUCGAUUUGAAUCGAGCUGAAACAUCGGCUUAAAUCAGAUUAAAAAAUCGGUCUAAGAUCGACCUAAAUUAGGCCUAAAAAUCAGCUUCAAAUGGGCUGUUAAAUCGGCUUAAAUCAGACGAAAAAAUUACCCUGGAUCAGCCAGAAAAAUACAAUACAAAAUAUUAUUUUUCCUCAAAACUCACGAUCGGUAUCAUUUCCAUAAGAAACCAACCGAUUUGCUCAAUAAAAAAAAUUAUGUACAAAUAAUUUGCUCAAGAAAUCCAGCUCCAAUAAUUUUCACAAAUCACCUCGUUUCCUCUGCUCAAACUGACCGAUCUACUAUCAUAAAUCUUAUUCGAACUAGUACUAAAUAACUUUAAGGGUAGAAUAAUUUAUUAGUGAUACCACUUAUCGACGGAAGCAGUUAAUUCAGGAGAAAUAAUCUAAGAUUAAUUGUACAGUGACUUAAAUAUUCCCCGAUGGGUCUUCCGUCUUCCAGAAUUCAGGAUAUUAAUUGCCCCGUGGCAGCUAUUAAUUUUAAGUUUAUCUCAGCAGUAGAAUUCUGCCGUGAUUUUAAUCACCAACAAUUCAUAAUGAGUAUUGUUAAUUAAUCAAAAUAAUGACGAAAUCGUCGAGGUUUAUAAUAAAUGAGCGCUCGUUGUGUAUGCGAUGUAUAUUGUUAAUUGUAUUUGUUUUAAUUGUAUUUGGAAUCAAUGUUGGGUAUAAUUAAGUAUAAUUAUAUUUAAAUACUAUUUUUGGCGCUAAAUAUUAAAGUUUAGUGUUGACAAACGAUAAAAAUGCUGAAUAUCGAAAUAUUUAAGAUUUUUUAUAGCAAAAAAAUUAAUCUGCAUUGAAAUUAACUGAUGAAAUAUGGAGUUUUAAAGUUUUAUGAUAAUUUCUAAUUAAAAAUGAGUGAAUGACACUAAUGAACUUUAUUAAUCGACUAAUAGGCCUUUAAAAUUCCAGACGUUUCUAAUUAUCAAUUUAAUAUUGACAAUCGUUUCGAAGAAAUUCAUGAGCUUGACUUAAAUUAAAUCAAAAUUGUAAAUUUAUAGGCUUCGAUUUUUUUUAUACAUCGACACAUUAUGUUGAAAAAUUCUAAACUAAAUAAUUUACUAAUAACCCAACAUUAAUAACAUUAAACAAGAAACGGUUCGUUCAAUGCAGACGUCGAAAAAUUAGUCAGAAAAUCCUAGAACGCGUCUUUAAAUAUUAAGUAUUCAACAAUUUAGUAUUUAGUUUACAACUAAAUACCGAAUAAUAAAAUAUUUGGUAUCUAGUUUUGCGCUAAAUACCAAGUACUUUUUUACUUGAUGUUUAGAGAUGUGUUAAAUAUUAAAUGACAAAAUGUUUAGUAGUUUGAUUGAUCAUAAAUACAAAAUCCAGAAAUACUUAAUUACUUUGUUCGUUUACAAUGUAAAUAAUUCCGAUACUUCGAUAUUUAGUACGUGGAAAAUGUCGAGUCCGAAAGUAUUUAAAUAUUUAUGGAAUACUGUUCUGCCCAACAUCGCCUGGAAUGAAUGGGUUAUCGAGUGGAAAUUGGAAUGAAUGGUAUUGUUGCGCGUCAAUUAAUUGGUGCGUCCUUCCUGAUGAUUGAAAUUAAUUCAUUCGAGGGGUAAUUACUCCAUCCGUCCUUCGUUAAUUGUGAGUGCAAUUGAAUUAAAUAUUGUGGAUAAUGAAAAUUAUUGCUAUCCAAUAGCUCUUCAUGAUAGAAUUAUAAAAUAUCCAUAGUUGAAUAAUAAAUAUUAACUAUAUCACAAAAAUCAUCGAAUCGCUACAACUAAAAGCUUUUAUCUAGAAUAUUUUGAUUUGUUUUCUCUUUUUUUUAUUUUUAAGAACGAAAAAUGUUAUUAUUACGAUCGUUCCAUGUUAUUCAUAAUUAUUUAACCAUUUUUUAGGAUUAGUAUAGUAUAAUAUUGUAGUUAAAAGUAUAAAACUUAUUUUCCAAUGGAAUUUAAACCAUUACUAAUACCACCCGGCAUCACAUCAAUUGUUGUACAGCUCAUAAUUAAGUUAAAACAUUAACUAAGUUUAUGCCCGAGUUACACGUACUUUUAUUUCUAGCCAUUAAGUGCCUUCAAAAAUAUUAAAAAUUCAUGAGAAAUUUGUUAAUUCAAGUUGUCUAGAAUAAACAAACAAUUUUAUCGUGAAUUUCUCAUAGAGUUGUGGUUAUUGUAUUUGUAGUUGUCAUUUGUAAAAGAUUAUUUGUUGAUACGACGCAAUUGGAAAUUUUUUUGUAUAUAUUUGGUAAUAAAUAUUUUCAAACUGUAA
This is a messenger RNA of Diachasmimorpha longicaudata, 5619 nucleotides long. RefSeq names its product protein grindelwald. Lineage: Eukaryota; Metazoa; Arthropoda; Insecta; Hymenoptera; Braconidae. The transcript has 5 exons. The record is from RefSeq and is a predicted model, not a curated record. The coding region runs from base 272 to 976 and encodes 234 amino acids.